GUCCAGUCCCCUGGAAGAGGCCAUGGAUGUGACGGUCUCCACCUUCCACAAGUACUCCAGUCAAGAGGGUGACAAGUUCAAACUCAGCAAGGGAAAGAUGAAGGAACUUUUGAAUAAGGAACUGCCUAGUGUUGUAGGGUGAGGAUGACCCGGCCCCUGGAGCAGGCAGUAGCUGCCAUCGUGUGCACCUUCCAGGAGUAUGCUGGGCGCUGUGGGGACAAGUACAAGAUCUGUCAGUCGGAGCUCAAGGAGCUGCUGCAGAAGGAGCUGCCCACUUGGACCCCGAGUGAGUUCCGGGAGUGUGACUACAAUAAAUUCAUGAGUGUUCUGGAUACCAACAAGGACUGCGAGGUGGACUUUGGGGAGUACGUGCGCGCGCUUGCCAGCCUCUGUCUCUACUGCCACGAGUACUUCAAAGACUGCCCCCCUGAGCCCCCUUGCCCCCAGUAGCCUCUGAUCCAGAAGGGUAUGCCAUUCUGGAAGGUCAGGGUCUGCUCUAGUGCUCCGUCUUUGUCCCUGAGGUGAUCCUGAGUGUGUAGCCACACCCUUCCUACCCUCUCUGUGGUAUCCUUUCAGUCGGGGCUUGCCAGGUCCCUGAUGUGCUAACCCUGGCUACUCAUGCACAGUAGAAGCUUUCCUAGGGAUGUCAAAGUAGUGAGGGGUGGAACAGUAGCUUCUCUUCUUGGAAGGGAGAACAUUUGCUCUCUCACUUUGGAGGCUCAGCCAUGUGCACACUGUGGCAGGGGCCUGCUCAACUCCUAAUAAAGAAAUGUCAGCUUG
Messenger RNA from Cricetulus griseus (Chinese hamster), 780 nucleotides. The record is from RefSeq and is a predicted model, not a curated record. NCBI's taxonomy places the organism in Eukaryota, Metazoa, Chordata, Mammalia, Rodentia, Cricetidae.